GUACGUCUCAAAAAUGAACGGCACCAACUAAUACAAAGCUACGGAUAUCCCAUUCAGGUUCACGAAAUUGUCACUGAAGACGGUUACAUAUUGCAAACCUUCCGUAUACCCUAUGGCAAGAGAACAAAUACUUCGAAACCUAGGCACCCGGUCCUCUUGGUUCCCGGAAUGGGAUGUACUUCCAUUGUAUACUUAGCGAUGGGUCCCGAUCGCGGGAGUAUAGGGUUUAUGUUAGCCGAUGAAGGUUUCGACGUAUGGCUUGCAAAUUGUAGAGGGACGAAAUGGUCUAAAAAACACAAAACUCUCGAUCCGGUUCGGGACAAAAAACUUUUCUUUGACUUUAGCUUUCAAGAGGUAGGCCUGUAUGAUAUUACAGCAAACAUCGAUUACAUAUUAAAUGCAACGAACUUCAAGCAAUUGUUUUACAUUGGAAUUUCUCAAGGAACCACGGAUUUCUUUCUAAUGGCUGCGGCCAAACCCGAAUAUAACGAGAAGGUAACGCUAGCGAUAGCUCUAGCGCCAGUUGCAUACUGUUCCAAUGUUCAGCACCCGUUAACUUCGUUUAUAAAGCGACGCUUUAAGCAAGUAAAGGCAACAGCAGACAAUAUGGGUGUAUAUGAGAUACUUUCUGAAUCUUCUGUAUCCUCUCUAUUUGUAAGAGCUUACGUAGACAUUUUUUGUAAGGAAUAUAGUAGCAUUAAGUUUAUCUGUACUACUCCAGUAUAUCUAAUGGGAGAGUUUGACUACAACUAUAAUAAGUCGGCGGUGCCUGUGAUAUUCAGCGAAAUGCCCAGCACCAUUUCAAUGAAGACGGUGUACCAUUACACUCAGAUGGCACUAUCAGGGCAAUUCGAAAUGUACGACGACGGCAUAACAGGCAAUCUAAGGAAGUAUGGACAGACCACCACACCGCAGCUUAACAUCAGUAAAAUAACGACGCCUGUUGCAUUGUACUGUGGACCUAACGACAGAUUUUCUACUCGGGCGGACGUUGAGCUACUCGCGCUGGAGCUCCCAAAUUUAGUUAAAAAAGUAUAUGUUGGGGAUUAUGGGCAUGUAGAUUUUGCCAUUGCAAGGAAUGCCGCAUCUAUGGUAUAUGACGACAUUAUAGAGACAAUGAAAAACUGCUCUAACAAAACUGCAAUAUCUUAGCUGCGAAAAUAUUAAUUUAAUCAAUUGUGUAUGCCACUGACAAGAUAUCACCUAAAGUGAAUUUAUUUAAUCUUAAAUUGAACAUAAUCCUUAUCGUAGAUAUAGUGUUGCUUUCCCAAAUGGCACACGUCGGUGGAGCCAACGUGACCUUCAAUGUUAGAAGACCAACUCCAAAUCCAAAUCCAAAAUUGUGUAAAUAAA
This is a messenger RNA of Photinus pyralis (common eastern firefly), 1353 nucleotides long. RefSeq names its product lipase 3-like. The transcript has 7 exons. NCBI's taxonomy places the organism in Eukaryota, Metazoa, Arthropoda, Insecta, Coleoptera, Lampyridae. The record is from RefSeq and is a predicted model, not a curated record. Gene Ontology annotation, molecular function: hydrolase activity, acting on ester bonds. The annotation marks the transcript as partial. Gene Ontology annotation, biological process: lipid metabolic process.